GUAACGCCAAGAACCAAACUUUAACCAUUUUUGGUUCAUUUUUUAAAGCGUUUUGCUACCAGUUACCCGGCGUUUUAAGGGGUUUGUGGCGUUGCUCGUUAGCUCCGGGAUUUUUUCCCUCUUGUGUUGGUCGCUGCUGGAGGAGGGGUUGGUUGGUUGGCGAACCUUGCCAAGCUAACGAGCGACAUUACGCAGACUGGCUAAACAAGUUUAAAUAAAGGCCCCUUAAAGCUGCUACUGUGGGAGGAAACGAGAGAAAAAGCUCAGAAAAAAAGAAGUAGAGGAAAUCCCCCGAAAGGAAAUGCCAAUCGCAACCGCUGGACAGCCAACGACUCAGGAGCCCAGAGUUUGCCCCCGGCUGCCCUCCACCCCGGAGCCUGUCCCUAAAGGGGCUGAUUUAUUCGAAGAGGCGGGGGCGGCGGAGUCGGCGGAGCGUACAGAGUACGGGGCCGCCGAGGGGGGCAGAGCGGUGUUCGGGGGCUUCAGUUUCAGCCACAGCGGCGCUCGGAGCUUUGUACAGCCCGGUUCGACCAGCGGCUCUCCGCCGCAGUCCCCGACCGCCGCCUCCUCCUCGUUCCUCCUCCACCUUUCUCACUCCCACCAAAUGACUAUGGAGCCCCCUCGGACUCGAUCGCGUUCUCGGUCUGGAUACUACCAGCAGUACGGGGUUGGGAGUAACAACACCGGAGUUGCGGUGUCCAGCCACCACCAACACCACCACCACCUCCUCCACCAGCAGCAGCAGCAGCAGCAGCAGCAGCAGCAGCACGGAGCCGCCUGCGCCCCGCUCGGAGCUCACAGCAAUCACCCGGAGAACCAGCAGCGAGCACCGGGAAGCAACGCCCCUCCCGGCAUUCACCGGCUCCCCUCGGUGCCCGGUGCGCACCACAUCCCGAUGACAGGGGCUUCUGGUGGAGCUUAUCACUGCCACCCUGACCAUGCAUAUGGAGAGGAGAGGGAUAAGAGUGAGGAAAGCCCCAGUCCGAAGCGCCAGAGGCUGUCCAGUCAGUCCGUUUUAGAGCAGCUGACCUCGUCUGCGCCUCUGCCAUCUACGCCGUCGCCCCCCAUCCGCCCAUGGGAGUCGGGACCUACGAGUCGGCGGCAACCUCACCCUCACACACACUACCACCAGGAGAGGUGCCUCACUCCUCCACGACUCCGACGCAGUCCGCCUGCGAGGCGCCAACGCGGCCGUCUCUCCAGGCCGUCCCGCCACCCUCCUCUUCAUCACCAUCCCUCCGCUCAAGGACCUACAACUCGCCCGUCACCGUCUGAGCGUCAGGACGAAAACUACCACCACAUCCCCCUGCCCUUGUCACAUCAGACGUACCCGGCACACACUCCAAGCACUUAUCCUCAGCCCCCCACAGCCGGCGUAGGAGGCCGAGGUUCUGAGGAGCCCCGAGCCUUCCACCCCCCAACGUUAUCGUCGCAACUGUUGCACCCGGCUGCCCAUCAUCACCCCCAUCAUCACCUUCCUCACCAUCAGCAACAGCAUCACGCAACACAACAGCAGCAAGGAGCCAUGGUGUUGGACUUGCACGAUCGGCUGCAGCAGGGCAACAUACCCGUCUCCUACACAGUGACCCCUGUCCCUCCACACGGCCUGGCAGCACCUCUGUGUAGCGGUCAGCACAUUCCCCCCUCCUGCUCCUCUCAGCAGCAGGUUCCCACCUGUAGUGUGGUCUUCAGCGCUGGACAACACUACCAUCCGAUGCUACAGGCAUGUUCAAUGCAUCAUUUGCCGGUUUCCUAUGCGUUUCCCUCACUACUGUCUAGUGACCCUCAGUUCCUGAUUUCUCCCCCACCUCAUCUCUCCCACCAUCCGCCCCACCUGCCCACACAGUUCCUGCCUUUUCAGACUCAACAGCCAAGAUCGCCCUUACAGAGGAUUGAAAACGAGGUUGAUAUAGGGGGAGAGCAGCUCCCUGUUGGAGGAAGCUUCAGCUACGCCCACCAUCACCACCACCACCAGCCUCCCUCCACCCUGCCGCCUUCCACUCCGCUCCAGUUCCUUUCACACCAUGACCCCCUGUCGCAAGAUCUUUUCACACUGCCAUAUCCCCACUUUAUGCCUCGGCGAUUCGCCAGUCGCCGUUACCGCUCGCAGCAGGCCGUGCCCCCGUCUCCGUACCACCCCAGCUUCCUGCCUUACUUCUUGUCAAUGCUUCCUGUUCCCCCGAACGUGGCCCCUGCUAUCAGCCUAGAACUGGAUGUGGACGAUGGAGAGGUGGAAAACUAUGAGGCCCUGUUGAACCUCGCCGAGCGUCUGGGGGAAGCCAAACCCAGGGGUCUAACCAAGGCAGAUAUAGAACAGCUUCCAUCAUACAGGUUUAACCCCAACAACCAUCAGUCGGAGCAAACACUAUGUGUCGUUUGUAUGUGUGACUUCGAGUCCCGCCAGCUCCUCAGAGUUCUCCCCUGUAAUCACGAGUUCCACGCCAAAUGUGUUGACAAGUGGCUUAAGGCUAACCGCACCUGCCCUAUCUGUCGAGCCGAUGCCUCUGAGGUCCAGAGGGACUCUGAGUGACCUCAGACAACCACAAUCCCCAAGCCCUGUUUUGGAUCCGUAAACCAUAAAAAGUGAACCGACGUAUUCCGUCAAACAACUGGGACCACUGCACAUGAAACAGCAUUUAGGUGUCAAAACCUGCUGCUUAAUCUUUCUUACUUUAUCCUUGGACUUCUGAAGCCUUCUGUUUUGUUUAACUCAUCUUCUAGUCUGGCAUCUUCUGACGGUUGCUGUGAAUUACUUUCUUAACACACCCAGCUGCAAAUCCACUUUUAAUGUCAUCAUGAAUACCUUUCCAUUUCUCAACUACGUGUAAUUGUUUUCAAGGAUGCAUUUGUUAAAAAUGGGUUUUCCAAGGAUUAUGACAAACAUUUUAAUCCAGCCUUGGUAUUUUGUGGUGAAAACAAAACUCUGCUCUUUGUAAGGGAGUUGAACCGAACGCAAGAGAUUGAUUUCUCACUAUCCUUGUUUUCCUCACGGUUAAAGCAGCCUGUUUGGAGGGAAACAAAGAUUUAUUUCACUGUGUGGAAUGACAAUAAAAUACUUUGCACAGACA
Gambusia affinis (western mosquitofish) is the source of this 3068-nucleotide messenger RNA. RefSeq names its product E3 ubiquitin-protein ligase RNF38-like. The transcript is spliced from 13 exons. The record is from RefSeq and is a predicted model, not a curated record. The coding region runs from base 302 to 2530 and encodes 742 amino acids. NCBI's taxonomy places the organism in Eukaryota, Metazoa, Chordata, Actinopteri, Cyprinodontiformes, Poeciliidae.